Molecule: messenger RNA, 3388 nt
Organism: Salvia miltiorrhiza (redroot sage)
Lineage: Eukaryota; Viridiplantae; Streptophyta; Magnoliopsida; Lamiales; Lamiaceae
Product: LOB domain-containing protein 36-like
Exons: 4
Coding region: 286-1140 (284 amino acids)
Source: RefSeq, a predicted model, not a curated record
AGAUGAAUGGAGCGGAGUUACGGGGCUGUACCAAUUAAACAAGAGCCCACAAUAAAAGGAAAAGAAUAAAUAAGCCCUCUCAUAUCUUAACUCACACGCUUUCAGUUUGCAGAUCUCCAUCGCGAUUUCAUCCCCAAAACUCCAUCGCAAUCUCUCAUCCCCAAAUUCCCAAACCCUUAAAAAAUAAAAUAAAAUAUCGUGCAGUUUGCAGAUCUCCGUCGCAAUCUCAUCCCCAAUUUCCGAAACCCUAGCGGCGCCUGCGAGAUAGGAAGGAAGCAGUAAAUAAUGUCGUCUUCAAACUCGCCGUGCGCCGCGUGCAAGUGCCUCCGGCGGAAGUGCACGCAGGAGUGCGUGUUCGCGCCGUAUUUCCCGCCGGACAAUCCGCAGAAGUUCACGAACGUGCAUAAAGUCUUCGGCGCCAGCAACGUCUCGAAGCUUCUGAACGAGCUGAACGCCAGCCAGCGGGAGGACGCCGUGAACUCCCUCGCCUACGAGGCCGAGUACCGCCUCCGGGACCCCGUCUACGGCUGCGUCGGCCUCAUCUCCAUCCUCCAGCAGAAGCUCAAGCAGGUGCAGCUCGAUUUAGACAACGCCAAGAAGGAAUUAGCCACGUAUAUCGGGCCCUCGGCGAUGCUGCCCAUUUACAAUCACCCGCAGCACCACUCCAACUACGGGCCCUCCGGUUACCAGAUGUUGCCGUACAAUGUGCAGCCGAUUACGCAGGGGAUGGCGCAGCUCAUGAUCCGGGAGCAGCAGCAGCAGCAGCAGCAGUUUCUCGAGGCGCACCAGCUGGCCGCGGCCGCGAGAGAGCAGGAGAUGAUGCGGAGCUACGAGCAGCAGCAAAAUCAUGAAUUGAUGAGAUUUAACGGCGGAGGGUUUGAUGACGGCCCCGUCACCGCCACCGGAUUCAACCAGAUUGGCGGGGGUGGGGCCCCCUCGCUGGCGUUGGGGAGCUCUUAUGAAGCCAUCCCAGAGCAGCAGCAGCAGUCUAAUUACCAUCUCCAGCAGCAGCUGCAGCAAGAUCUUUUGUUGCAGCAUAGUAAUCAUCAGGCUCCUCCUCCGCAGGCGCAACAACAGCAGCACCAGCAACGAGCUAAAAGCGAGGAGGAGGAGGAAAGGAGCAUUGCUCCUCCUUGUUAAUUCUGACACUUAGUCGCAAAAUUCAUAUCAUGCCCUCUGAGACUUAUUCCUUCGACAAUAUCCUCUUUCAUCCAGCAAAUUAUAGGCCGGAGCGACAAAAGGAAAGAGGGAGUGAGAGAAGAGAGAGAUAGAGCUAAAGCUGGAGAGAGAUUCAUGGCGAAUGCGUGGAAACGAAACCAAUCCACCAAAAUCCUUACCCCCCCAAAAACCUCAUUCUCUUCAUCUCCGCCACCCUCAUCCUCCUCAUCUUCCCCCACCUCACAUCCCAAACCUCAUUCUCCUCCUCAUCCUCGCUCGACAAGCCCCACAAGAACAUCGUCCGCACGCUCAAGGCGAAGGCUUCCGCCGCCCCGAUAUAUCAGCCGGUGUAGGAGAUGCUGGGGGAGAUCAAGCAGCGCAACAAGGGGUUUUUGUUAACGUCGGCGCUAAUGUGGGGAUGACGUCGGUGCAGUACCUUUUCUUUUUCUUUUUAUUUUAUUAAAGGAAUUAUAUGUGUUUGUUUAUUAAAGAUGGGUCCCACAUUUUAAUUAAAAAAUAAAUAAAGGUUAACUAACGGACAAAAAUGUCGAUUAGUCAAAAGGGGCUAAUUGAUCGAUUUUUAAGACUUCAGGGGCCUAUUUGAUCCAAUGUGGACUAUGGGGAGCUAUACGCUAUAGGGGCUACUACUAUAAGGGUGUAUAUGCACAUUCCCUAAAUUUAUUUUGAAUACCUACCUAUAUAUGUUCAUAUCUUAUUAUAUAAAUUAAUUAGAGUUAAUUAUAGUUUAUCUCCCGAACUAUCAGCGUUUUUCAAAAAGUGUCCCUAACUUAUGCUUUCAUUUAAAAAACUUUCGACUUUGCAAAAUAUUUAAUUUAUGUCCCAUCUUAUAGAAUUCGACGACAAAAUGAUGAGUUCACACGUCGGAUUUUAAGUGAAUUAUUAGGGUUUACACAUAUUUUGAUAAUCUAUCUAUCUAUAUAUAUAUAUAUAUUAGGGUUAAUUGCCGCUAAAUUCAAAAUCUUUUUGAGAAUUCGCGAUAUUCUCACCAACUUCAAAAUCGGCGAAUGAAUACACGAAUUGAGAAUUCGUUCUUAAUGUUCCCAAAAUUAAAAAAUCCGGCGAGAUGACAUGGCAAACACCUAUGACUUGUCAAUUAUACGUAUGACAUGUAAUUUUUAAAUUUUUUUUAAUAAUUUUAUUUUAAUAAAAUAUAAUAAUUUAUUAAUAAAUUAAUUUAUAAAAAAAAUAGAAAAAAACUAACCCCAUCCCCAAACACCCCCCAAACAUUCCCCCUUCACCAACCCCCCCGACCACCACAUUCCCCAAACCUCCUCCGGCCAACCCUUUCCCCCUCCCCCCAAACCUUUCAUCUUCCCCUCGAUGAGAAGAAGGCGGCCACGACGACAAGAAGGCGGCCACGCUACCCCUACCCCUCUUUCUUCUUCCUCACAACAACCGCUCCCUUUUUUUCUCGAUCUUUCUCUCUCUGCACGAUUUCGGAGGCUGCAAUUUGGAUGUCCUUAAGGCGCGAAGAGAUGGAGUGGUGAUGACCACGGCUGGUUGUGGGAGGAGUAAUGGCGGCGGCGGUAGUGGUGGUUGAAAUUGAGGUGGAAUCGGGAGACGACUGGUGGAAAUUGAGGUGGAAUUGCGGUGGUGGUCGAAUUGAGAUGGAAUCGGCGGCCGACUGAACGAAGGGACGACUGUUUCAAGCCGAAGAGAGAGAAAUCGGGGGUGAGGCCGCCAUUCGCGAGAGGGAGGAGGCAGCGCUCUCGCCGUGGACGGUGAGGGGUGUGGGUUCUGUUGUGAGGUGCGGCCAGAGAUUCGAGGGAGAGGGGCGGACCAGCGGUGGCUGGCUUCAGCUGCGGCGGCCGUCGGGUUCUGUAAAUGGGGUGAGGCGAGGGAGAUGACAGAGCACGAUUCUGGGAGGGAGAUGCCAGUGACGGCUCCGCCAUCCGAGCUUGAAGCUCUCGCCGGAAAUAACAGCCCCAAUUUUUUUUAAUUGUUGAUGAAAAUCAAAACGACGUAUUGUUUUGAAAAAAACGACGUCGUUUUCUUGCACUGCCAACUAUGCCACGUUGUAUUUACGAUAGUCCACGACACCUUCAAUUUGGGGUUUUUUUCUGAGUUUGGGAACAUUAAGAACAGAUUUUCAAUUCAUGUAUUUAUAUGUCGAUUUUAAAGUUGGUGAGAAUAUCCCGAAUUCUCAAAAAGCUUUUGAAUUUAGCGACAAUUAACUCUAUUUAUUAUAUUAAAACACAAUUUUUAUCAA